CGCUUCCCUCUCUCUCUCUCUCUCUCUCUAAAACUCUCAUUCAUUCGCUUCUGCCUUCUGGCUGUGGCUGCCUGUUCUGGUUUUUGGUUAAUCCUCUCGCGAAACCUCAUCCGCAAAGGAAAAACCAAACAGAAACAAUAGACAACCUAUUAGCCCCAACCUGCCAAAACACCCCAAAAACGUUGUCCUUCUGUUUGUUUAUUGUUGCUAAGACAACUUUUCUUUCUCCUAUUCUGUAGUGUUCAAGGGCCAACCUUUUCGUCUAUCUCUAUAAAUUAUUCAUCUUUUGGGAUCGAUUGGGAUUUUUUGCACGCGUGAAAUCCUUCUGGUACUUGUCCGUGGGUUUGAUUUGUACCUCAAGGGUUUGUUUUGUGUGAAUCGUAUAUAUCUAGUUGUGGAAAUUGAGUCGUUUUCUUAGAGUUUAUUGCCAUUUUUUUGGAAAAAAGAAAAAUAAAAAGGAAGUGGUUGGUGACGAGGUACUUGGGAUUUUGAAGAUUGUUUUUGAACUGGGAAUAUAAAAGAAGGGAAGCUGCUAUCGAUUUUUCUCUUUGGCGCAUGAUUAUCAAUACUGGAGGCAAUUUGGUUGUUGUAAUUGAGUUUCAAUUGGAUCAUAUUUUUCUGUUUGUUUGUUGAAUUUAAAGAUACCUUUGUUGGUUAAAUCGAUUUGUUAACACGAAAGGCUUUUCGAAUUUAUCUGUUUUGAGCAUUUGUCAUUGAUGGGAUUCAUCCAAAUCUGGCAAACAUGAUGAUGAGAUGACGACGAAAAUUUGAAGCUUUGUUGAUCAUGUCUCUCUAAGACAGCAGUUUGACACAGAUUUGUUUUUGGGAUUUGCUUGUUUUCUUUUGAUUGUUUUUUGUUGUUUCGAUUACUCUUUGGUAGUUGGUGUUCUGCGAUUCGGUUGUUCUGCAUUGAUUGUUAGCAAUGGAUUCAAGGACAAGUGAGAAUGUUGAAGUUGCGGAUGUACCAAACAUGGUGGAUCACUUGAAAGGUAAUAUGAAGUCAAAGCUCAGAAGUGCAGGGAGUGUGAGUUUCAAAGAGGUGGAACCAAAUAUUACGGGCACAGGAAGUAUUAGUAACAAAGAGAUGAUCUUCCGAGCGGAUAAAAUCGAUUUGAAGAACUUAGAUAUACAGCUUGAGAAGCAUUUGAGCCGGGUUUGGUCCAAAAACAUUGAGAGAACCAGGCCUAAGGAAGAAUGGGAGAUUGAUUUAGCUAAAUUGGAAAUAAGAUACAUUGUAGCUCGAGGGACCUAUGGUACCGUAUUCAGGGGUACCUAUGAUGAUCAAGAUGUUGCAGUGAAGCUGUUGGACUGGGGGGAGGACGGCUAUGCCACAGUUGCUGAAAGUGCUGCUCUGCGGGCAUCGUUUCAAAAAGAAGUUGCUGUUUGGCACAAGCUUGACCAUCCUAAUGUUACAAAGUUCAUUGGAGCUUCAAUGGGAACUUCAGAUCUUAAGAUUCCUACAAAAGGCUCUUCAAGUGACGGUGUAAUUUCACAUCCUGCAAGAGCAUGUUGUGUUAUUGUGGAGUACGUCGCUGGUGGGACACUAAAGCAGUACUUGAUAAGAAAUAGGCAUAAGAAACUUGCCUUUAAGGUUGUGGUCCAACUUGCUUUGGACCUUUCUAGAGGUCUUAGCUAUCUGCAUUCUCAGAAGAUUGUACACCGUGAUGUCAAGACAGAGAAUAUGCUACUUGAUACUCGCAUAAACCUUAAAAUAGCUGAUUUUGGUGUUGCUCGUGUUGAAGCUCAGAAUCCAAGGGACAUGACUGGUGAAACUGGUACCCUUGGAUACAUGGCUCCAGAGGUUUUGGAUGGUAAGCCUUACAAUAGAAGAUGUGAUGUCUAUAGCUUUGGCAUAUGUCUAUGGGAAAUUUAUUGCUGCGACAUGCCCUACCCGGAUCUUAGCUUUGCUGAUGUUUCAUCUGCGGUUGUUCGGCAGAACCUACGGCCAGAAAUCCCCAAAUGUUGUCCAAGUUCUUUGGCAAACAUCAUGCGCAUGUGCUGGGAUGGAAAUGCAGAUAAACGUCCUGAAAUGGGUGAGGUGGUGAAACUGUUGGAAGCGAUUGAUACGAGCAAAGGAGGCGGAAUGAUACCUGAAGACCGUUCUCCGGGCUGUUUUUGUUUUGCUCCCACUCGCGGUCCAUGAGCUUAUUACCCUUUAUGUGUACCAACCACCAAAGAAAAUUGAUCGGGCUGUUUUCUUGCCAGAAAUAAGAUAAAAACAGAAAGAGAGGUGAGGUUUUCUCGGAUAUGCAGUUGCAGACUCUCUUAAGGUUGCAAACUUGUUUCUUUAUUGAAUCAACAAAGAAAGGUUUAUGAUUUUCUCAUCAAUCUCUAUUCCAUCUUGUGUUUGUGAUGUGGUUGUGUGUCAAUACUGCGUCGUGCCAUAUCAACUGGUCCAAGGUGGUUAUUGUUGGGGAGAUGUUCUUGCAUUUGAGAUAAGCCGAGUGAAAGGCUCAUAAUGUAAAGCUAUGAAUGCCAUGGGUUAGAAUCGUAGACUAUAGGAAGAUGAACGGCUGAGAUCACUUUGAUGAAUGUGUGAGCUCCAGCUAUGUAACUGACAUUGUCAGUGCACGAUUUCUUUGUGUGAGAGUGAGAAGAAUAUGAACAUUCCUCUGUGGUUUACAGAGGCUGAAGCAUUCAACCAUUCUGAGCAUUUUCCAUUGUACAA
Malus domestica (apple) is the source of this 2668-nucleotide messenger RNA. Its product is annotated as serine/threonine-protein kinase 52-like. Gene Ontology annotation, cellular component: plasma membrane. NCBI's taxonomy places the organism in Eukaryota, Viridiplantae, Streptophyta, Magnoliopsida, Rosales, Rosaceae. The record is from RefSeq and is a predicted model, not a curated record. Gene Ontology annotation, biological process: protein phosphorylation. Gene Ontology annotation, molecular function: ATP binding; protein serine/threonine kinase activity.